AUGCCGAAAGAACGCUCCAUGAAUCCGGCUGCCGCGCAGCACAAACUCGACAAGCAAAAGUCAAUGAAGAAGGGGAAAGCAGAGGCGCUGGCCCGCCGAAAUGAGAAACUCGCCCGUCGCAACCCCGAUCGUAUCCAACGGCAGAUUAAUGAGCUGAAACAGAUGCAAGAGUCCGGUCAGAAACUACGACCAAGGGAACAACAGAUCUUAGAGGCACUGGAAAAGGACCUGCGCUCUGUGCAGAAGGCUCGCGAAGCUUUGGGUGAUAAGGCACCUAAGUUUAAUGAAAGAGGUGGUGACGGUCUAAGAGGGCAAGGCGACGGGGUACUCGGGAAGAGGAGAAGAGACGACCGUGAUAAUCGAUUUGGACAAGAAAGUGACAGCAGUGAGACGGAUGAGGAGGUACGAAGGAUACCCAUGCCACGGGAUACUCCGCCACCGAUUCCCAGACAGUACCAGAAGAGAGACGCAGGGCUUGCUGAGAGUGUGCGUGGGCCACAUGCUCUUCCCAACAAGCCGCCUGUGACAGAAUCCAAGACGGUCUACGAAGCUAAACCCGAGAUCAAGGACUUGCGACGGGAAGCCAUCAAUAAAUUCGUUCCGGCUGCUGUCAGGGUAAAACAGGAGUCUAUUAGAGGCCAGGGGAAACUUUUGGAGCCGGAAGAAAUGGAUAGACUUGAAAAAGCAGGCUACCAGGCAGGUUCUGCAGAGGGACAGUCGACAGGUAAUCCGGAUUAUGACGAGCAACGACGGAGGAUCUUGGAAGAGGAAGAGAGGCGCUUCAAUCAAGAACUUCUUUCAGUGCAAAUAGAGGAGGUCGAAGACGAGGAAGCCUAA
Messenger RNA from Aspergillus chevalieri, 837 nucleotides. RefSeq names its product WW domain binding protein 11. The coding region runs from base 1 to 837 and encodes 278 amino acids. The transcript has a single exon. Gene Ontology annotation, biological process: RNA processing. The record is from RefSeq and is a predicted model, not a curated record. Lineage: Eukaryota; Fungi; Ascomycota; Eurotiomycetes; Eurotiales; Aspergillaceae.